Quercus lobata is the source of this 1210-nucleotide messenger RNA. Its product is annotated as sugar transporter ERD6-like 5. Gene Ontology annotation, molecular function: transmembrane transporter activity. Lineage: Eukaryota; Viridiplantae; Streptophyta; Magnoliopsida; Fagales; Fagaceae. The transcript is spliced from 7 exons. Gene Ontology annotation, cellular component: membrane. Bases 346 to 870 code for a protein of 174 amino acids. The record is from RefSeq and is a predicted model, not a curated record. Gene Ontology annotation, biological process: transmembrane transport.
ACCCUUCAACUACUUUCUAAAGCUAGUAUUCUUGACUUAUUUCAAUGGAAAUAUGCUUACUCACUUAUUGUAAGCUUUUGUAUCAUAAUCUUUGUAGCAUGUUUUUUUAAUUGUUUAGACAGGUUUGAUCUUUUUGGCUAACAUAAAAGCGGGUUAGGUUGGGGUUGGCCUAAUGGUGCUACAACAAUUUGGAGAAGUCAAUGGAAUUGCAUUUUAUGCAAGUGCUAUAUUCAUAUCAGCUAGUAGAAAAAGGAUUGUCUUUUUUCUUUUUCUUAUUUUUUUCCCUUAUUUAAUGCUACUUAUAGUUAACAGGAAAUUGAAGUUGAAUAGAGGAAUACUUUGUCAAUGACAGGCUUUUUAGGUAGUAUUGGGACCAUAGCAAUGGUCAUUGUUCAGAUUCCAAUGACAGCAUUAGGGGUAAUUUUGAUGGAUAAAUCUGGAAGGCGGCCACUUCUAUUGGAAAGAAGGAACUUGCGUAGGUUGCUUGCUUGUGGGAUUGUCAUUCUUCUUGAUCUUCAAACAUGGAUCAAGACAACGCCAAUUUUAGCACUUGUUGGAGUACUGGUGUACACAGGAUCUUUCUCAUUAGGCAUGGGAGGAAUUCCUUGGGUUAUAGUGUCAGAGAUAUUUCCCAUAAACAUGAAAGGCUCAGUUGGAAGCCUUCUUACAUUGGUUAGCUGGUUAAGUUCUUGGAUUGUUUCAUAUGCUUUUAACUUUCUAAUGGAUUGGAGCUCAGCAGGAACAUUCUUCACAUUCUCAAGCAUAUGUGGCUUGACUGUUUUGUUCGUAGAAAAGUUUGUACCAGAGACCAAGGGGCGAACAUUUGAAGAAAUUCAAGCAUCAUUGAAUCCAUUUUCAACAAAAAAAUGAAUUUCGCAUGCUUGUACAACAGCACCAAUCCGUGUUCGAAUAAGCAAAAUAAUUUCUUAAAACAUUAGCUCCAUUAAAUUGUGGUACUAAGUGCUAGACUAAUUGGUGAAUGGUUGUCACAAUAAGCAAGGUUUUUUUCAAAAGUCAAGAUAUCUUUGCAGCUAUCAUCCAAGAAUUAUUUUCUAAAACUGUUAUGGAAUUGAUAACCAUAGCUUGAAACUCUGCAUUGCACUUGGAGAGAAACUACCUAUUCACCACAGGGAAUGUGAAAGGUAAAUCUUGAAUUUUUAAACAUUUAGAGACCAUUUGACUUGUGGAAUCUUCCAUUCCUGAAAUCAUA